Caenorhabditis elegans is the source of this 1624-nucleotide messenger RNA. It is a transcript of the gene C49C3.9, whose product is annotated as CUB_2 domain-containing protein. The coding region runs from base 82 to 1557 and encodes 491 amino acids. NCBI's taxonomy places the organism in Eukaryota, Metazoa, Nematoda, Chromadorea, Rhabditida, Rhabditidae. The transcript has 11 exons. The record is from RefSeq and is marked reviewed.
UGUCAUUUAUCGAAUCAAUAUAUAUAAAUAGUUCUAGAGAAUCAGAAUAGUCAUUCUUCAGUUUUCAUUUAUUCAGAAGAAAUGUUUCAUUUAAUACGCAGUUUUCUAGUUCUUUUUAUUGUAUUCAAGUUUUCGAUUGCUCAAGAAUGUUCAAGUCAAGCAGUUUCCUUUGACGCAACAAAUACUUCAUUCAAUAUUUUGUCGGAUCCAAAUGAUUUAGCAUCUAAAAACUGCAAAUAUACAUUCACUGUUCCAAAAUAUUUUGUUCCUUCAAUUUCUUUUAUUGGAAUUCAUCUGAACGGUGUCAAUAAAAUAACAACAACGCAAUACAGCGAUUUUGGUGGAUCGAAAUCUUUUGAUAUUUCGGAAGAUUUGUUGCUAAACUUGGCUCCCGUAAAUUUCACGAUUGAAUUAAAUUUACCACAGAAGACCGCCGGAGUUACUUUUCAAAUUACGAUUACAGUAAAAGAUUCUACUCCUGCUGUUACGGGUCAAACAUUCACUGUUGCUCAAGACGUGGGUACACUACUUGACUGGGGUUCAAUUCAAGGAAACUCGAGUGUGAUUCAGACUUUUGACAACCAAAAUCCACAGGCAAACAGCUACAGUAUCAAUUUGGCUCUUUUUACCGAGGGCGUUCUCGUCUAUAAUCUUUUGUCAAAUUUUUUCAUUUAUGAUGGAGGAGUGUAUAAGGGACAUUUAUUAGACGUGUUGGUGGCUCAAAACAUGUUUCAAAGUUGCACAGGGUCUCAAUUUGCUAUUGUGAAUAGCAAUUACGGGUCCAUCGGUAUUUUUACAAUUUCGAUUUCUCAGGUCAAGGAUUGGAGUGCAAGUCAAAUUAUCAUUGUUCCAAGUGUUUAUGUUAACAACACUUCAACAUACACAGCUACUAAUGGGCUCACAGUUUUUUACGACAUUGCAAACCCUCUUUUAAAUACCGUUGGGACUACAUAUCGGAACAUCUCUUUUAGAGGAGAUGGGGAGGUCACGAUUUAUGCAGGAUGUGUUACUGGUGAAGAGGAAGAUAAGAAGAUUGCCACAAUUUCACCUUCAAACUCAGUGAAUUACGAGGAUAUCCUUAUUUAUGGAACAUGCAAGACAUAUGUUUUAACAAGAGGAGUACUUCAGUGGUCAACUGUGCAAUAUCAAACUGGAAAUUAUCGUCAUAGAAUUGGUAGGAAAGGAGUUAUAAUGAGCAACACGUAUCCCUACCGAAGUACGCAAAAUGUGCGCUUUGCCAACCAUUUGAUUCAGGCUCCAAAAGACGAUUUCAAAGAAAACAUUAUUGUAACCUAUGAAGUUGUGCAUAUAGGGGCUAAUGUGAAACUAAAUAUUGAUCAAGACAUCAAAGCAAAUCAAGAUGUUAAUAAAACCUUGAGCUCGUCCGACACAGGAACUACAUUUACAUCUGUUUCAACAUAUCAACAAUACAUAACAUACUCAAUUCCUUCAGGCUCUGAAGGAUUUUUGGUGCGAUAUACUGUAACAAGCUCGGGAAACAUAAGUACAUUUUUUGGAGCUAUCUUUUUAUGUUGCGCUUUUCUUUUGUCUCUUUGAAUGAGUUUUGAAAUGAAUUGUCUUGUAUAUUUUAUGAAUCAAGAGAAAUAAUCUUAAACAACUAAAA